Molecule: messenger RNA, 4759 nt
Organism: Numida meleagris (helmeted guineafowl)
Lineage: Eukaryota; Metazoa; Chordata; Aves; Galliformes; Numididae
Gene: HSPA12A
Product: heat shock protein family A (Hsp70) member 12A
Exons: 12
Coding region: 727-2739 (670 amino acids)
Source: RefSeq, a predicted model, not a curated record
UGGGUGGAAUUAACAAUUUAAUGUGAACAUCAGUGACCUCUUGAGCCUGAAAGUCAGUAAGGAGCUGCACUGCAGUCAGUGCCCUUGUUUGUUCCAUGAGAACUGCAGGCAGCGCUUCCACAAUGCGAAUGGCUGCUGAGGCUGGAAAAUAAGGGAGAACUGGACCCGAGAAGCACGGGAGGGGAACAGGGUAAUGCUUUCCCUGGAUGCAGGAUUACUAAUAGGAUAUCAGCCUUUUAUUCUCGGGUUUAUGGUGUCUUUGGAAAACCUUUACAGCUUAACGGUGGUCCAAGUGCCCAUGGGCGUGCCUCUCUCCCAGGUCCUGCAGUGGUGGGAAUCAGCUAAUGAGCGGGAUCGGAGCUUCCGAGGGACGCGGGACGCGAAAGAGCCCGCUCCAACGGCAAACGAAGCAAUGCCGUGCUGUGACGGUAACCGUACGGACCGUGGUUUUGGGGAACCUGCCAGCGAUUGCGGAACGUCGCUCCUCUCCGAGCCUCAGCGCUCCUCGCUCCGCCGCCGCCGGGCCCGCAGCGGGGAGGGGCCGCGCCGCCCCCUGCCAGCGACGGGGCCUGGCUGCAGCGGCACCGCCCGCAGGAAGGCGCGGCGGGGUGGGGACGGGAGGAAGCAGCGGAGCCUCCCCCGGGCUGGGCUCCGCGGCCGGCCCAUGCCUCGGCGGGAGCAGUGAGCGGCGGGCUGAGGGGAGCCGCGGGGCGGCGGCGGGCGGCCAUGUCGGAGAGCGAGGGCGGCGCGGCAGAUGCAGUUUCCACAUCUGCUUACUCAUCACCAGCCAAAAGUUUGGGAGACCCUGGGAUCACUCCGCUGUCUCCGUCACAUAUCGUGAAGGACUCUGAUGCAGAGGAUGCUGUAGAACAGUUAUUUCUUGUUGUUGUGGCUAUUGAUUUUGGCACGACAUCCAGUGGCUACGCCUACAGCUUCACCAAGGAGCCGGAAUGUAUUCACGUAAUGAGACGAUGGGAAGGUGGAGAUCCAGGCGUAUCCAACCAGAAGACACCAACUACUAUCCUCUUAACACCUGAAAGAAAGUUUCAUAGCUUCGGGUAUGCAGCGAGAGAUUUCUACCAUGACUUGGAUCCCAGUGAAUCAAAGCACUGGUUGUAUUUUGAGAAGUUUAAGAUGAAGCUACAUACCACUAGUAAUCUUACCAUGGAGACGGACCUGACAGCUGCAAAUGGCAAAAAAGUCAAAGCACUUGAGAUAUUUGCUUACGCUCUGCAAUUUUUUAAGGAACAGGCAUUGAAGGAGCUCAGUGACCAAGCAGGCUCGGACUUUGAAAAUACUGAAGUACGAUGGGUUAUUACAGUGCCUGCUAUUUGGAAGCAGCCUGCAAAGCAGUUUAUGAGACAAGCUGCCUACAAGGCUGGAAUGGCAACCCCUGAAAACCCCGAGCAGCUGAUCAUCGCCCUGGAACCCGAGGCAGCUUCUAUCUACUGCCGCAAGCUCCGCCUUCACCAGAUGAUAGAGCUGAGCAGCAGAGCGCCUGUCAAUGGCUAUAGCCCCAGCGACACUGUCGGAACUGGAUUUACACAAGCUAAGGAACACGUCCGUCGCAAUCGACAGAGUCGCACGUUUUUGGUGGAAAACGUCAUAGGAGAAAUCUGGUCCGAGCUGGAAGAAGGUGACCGUUACAUCGUUGUUGACAGUGGAGGAGGCACAGUGGAUAUGACUGUCCAUCAGAUCAGGCUCCCUGAAGGACAUCUUAAGGAACUAUACAAGGCAACAGGUGGACCAUAUGGUUCUCUAGGUGUGGACUAUGAAUUUGAAAAGCUCCUGUGUAAAAUAUUUGGAGAAGACUUUAUUGAGCAAUUUAAAAUCAAGCGUCCUGCUGCCUGGGUAGAUCUGAUGAUAGCAUUUGAGUCCCGUAAACGAGCAGCAGCUCCAGACAGGACCAAUCCACUAAACAUCACUCUGCCUUUCUCCUUCAUUGAUUAUUAUAAGAAGUUUCGAGGCCACAGUGUAGAACAUGCCUUGAGGAAAAGCAAUGUGGAUUUUGUGAAGUGGUCUUCCCAAGGAAUGCUGAGGAUGAGCCCAGAUGCAAUGAAUGCACUCUUCAAACCUACAAUUGACCAGAUUAUUCAACACCUGAGUGAUGUAUUCGAUAAGCCAGAAGUGACCAAUGUCAAGUUUCUGUUCCUGGUGGGUGGCUUCGCUGAAUCCCCCUUACUCCAACAAGCUGUCCAGAGCGCUUUUGGUUCGAGAUGUCGAGUCAUCAUUCCUCAGGAUGUGGGGCUCACUAUCCUCAAAGGAGCUGUUCUUUUUGGUCUAGACCCUGCUGUCAUCAAAGUGCGACGUUCACCUCUCACCUAUGGUGUCGGCGUGCUGAAUCGGUUUGUGGAAGGGAAACAUCCACCAGAGAAGCUGCUAAUCAAAGAUGGCACGCGUUGGUGCACUGAUGUUUUUGACAAAUUUAUCUCCGCUGACCAAUCUGUAGCCCUUGGAGAAACUGUGACGCGCAGUUACACACCUGCCAAACCUUCUCAGUUAGUAAUAGUGAUCAAUAUCUAUAGCUCGGAACAAGAUAAUGUCAGCUUCAUCACUGAAUCUGGAGUGAAAAAGUGUGGCACCCUUCGCCUGGAUCUCACAGGAACUGAUGCUUCAGUGCCAAACAGACGGGAGAUCAAAACACUUAUGCAGUUUGGGGACACUGAGAUCAAAGCCAUGGCCAUUGAUGUUGCCACCUCUAAAAGUGUCAAAGUUGGUAUUGAUUUCUUAAACUACUAACGGAUCAUUUCCCCCACCAUGGCCUGUUUGUGAGACUCAUUGUCCACUAUUCCAUGUUUUGACUUUCAUAUGUCACGUAAUCACCUUGAAUUUCAGCAGGCUAUAUGAGAACAGCUAGUAAGGUGGGGUAUGUCAUGCUUGUGCCCUUGAAGGACCAAAGGCUGGAUUUAAAAAAAAACCUUAAAAAGUUUGAGGAGCAGAAGUUGCAGAGGUAGUAAAAGUUCUUUAGUUGAUCAAGCAUGUGUAAAGAUCUACCUUUAUUAAGUAUUAUUAUUGCAUCCUGAAGAUUGGUUAAGAAAUAUAAAAUCAUUAUCUCUUUGCCUUGUUCUUGUUCUUCUUCCUCUUCCUCCCAGGAAAAAUUUGCUAGCCCAUGUGGUUGUUGUAGGGGGGUAUCUGUAUGGGGUAUCUGUUUAAACAACGUCAUCUUCUGAGCGUGGAAACAAAUUAAUAGGUUACAGCUUUCUUUUGAUUUUUAGCCUGUACUUUCAAAAAUGUAAGUGCUGAAAAUCAGGGAUGGAAAGAAGUAGGAAGCGAGUGUCUUCACUUCUGAGAUCACACUGAAAAGAAAAUCCUUAGAAAUCCUUAGAAGUAGAUUUAGGAAACAUACAUAUUUUAAUAGCCUAAUGUUGGUUGCCUAAGCUUGAGGCCUUUCUUGUUAAAGCUCUUUAAACUAGCUGUUGGAUUAAAUAGCUAGCAUUACCCUCAUUAUACUUCACAAAUUUAGCAAGAGCAAAGUUAUUUCCCUUUUUAGGUCUUAUAAACUUCUAUUUAUUAGUUUCUGUCUGGAAUCACAGAACAGAUGAAGUGGUAAGGGAUCUCUGAAAACUAUCUGGUCCAACCUCUCUCAGCUCUAAGCUAGAACGGGAUGCUCUGUCCAUUCAGAUCGUGAAUAUCUCCAAAGGUGGAGAUGCCUACACUUCUUGGGGCAAUCUAUUCCGGUAUUUGACAACACUCACUGUAAAAAUAUAUAUAUAUUUAUGUUUUUAAAAGCAAUUUCUUGUAUUUUAAUUUGUGCCCAUUGCCUCUUAUUCGUUCACUGAAAACUACUGAGAAGUCUGGCUCCAUUUUCUUUACUGUCUUCUGUCAGACAUGUAUACGCAUUCCUGAUCACUCCACAAGCAUUCUCUUCUUGAGUCUGAAGUUCUAGAUCUCUCAGCCUCUCCUCUUACAACUGAUACUCUGAUCCCUUCGUCAUCUUUGUGACGCUUUGACAGACUCAGCCCAUAAGUCCAUAUCGCUCUUGUACCAAGAAGCUCAGGACUGGAUGCCAGAUGUGGUCUGACCAGGUCUGAAUAGAGGAGAAUAAUCACCUUCCUUGUCCUGCUGGCACUACUUUUCCUUGUGCAGUGCAACUGUUGGCAGUCUUUGCCACAAGGGUACAUUGCUGGCUCAUGAAGACUUUGUGUCUACCAAGACCCUGAGGUCUUUUUCUGCCAAGAUGCUUCCCAAGCAGUCAACCCCUAGCAUAUACUGGUGUGUGGACUUAUUCCUCCACAGGUUCAGAACUUUGCACUUCUCUCACGAUGGUAUUUUUUUCUUGUUAAUUCCCAUGCUAAUGUUUGGAAGUACAGUUAGAUGAUGGCUGUCCAGGAGGAUAAACUGAUAAUUUCAGUUUUAAAUCCACUCCUAGCUGGCGGACUGAUGCUAACCUGAUGAUAACCAUUGAAUGCUGAUGCUUUCAAAGCAUUUAUAUAGAGCUGCCUGAUUACCUGCUGGAAUUCAUUACAUUUUUGGAACUUGCAAUUUUAAUUGUUAAACUAAACCUUCCUUUCUAAUAAGUUGAGCAUGAUUUAUGUCAGUUACUGACACUUUUGGGAAAUGAAAGUUUUAUCAAUGUUUUCACUGAUUUACAUUCCAAUCCUGCACUUAAGCUUUCUGUGUUUAUCCUGGAGAUUUGCCACAGUAAAGAGCUGCAGAAUUGGUCUGCUGCAUUUGCCAUUGAGUUUUCUGUGUCUGUGGCAGGAUUCCCUAGUAGAAUAUGAAAUCUGUUCUGCAUUCAGCUUUAAAAAAAAAAAAAAAA